Molecule: messenger RNA, 1074 nt
Organism: Anopheles maculipalpis
Lineage: Eukaryota; Metazoa; Arthropoda; Insecta; Diptera; Culicidae
Product: phospholipase A1-like
Exons: 7
Coding region: 1-1074 (357 amino acids)
Molecular function (GO): lipase activity
Source: RefSeq, a predicted model, not a curated record
AUGGUGCUGUUAGUGAAGAUCAUCCUCAGCUCGAUGCUGAUAAGCGGCGGUGUAAUGAUUUACGCCCAGGCACAGCAUCUUCUGGCGCAGGCCCUCUAUCUGGGUGAUCCGGACUCGUUCAACUCGACGCGGGAAGACUGCGUGUGGAAGCGGAGCAAUGGACAGGACGUGUGUCCGGAUCAGGACAUCAUCAUCUACCUCUACACGUCCGGCAUUGUGAAGGAUAAGUUUAAGUUCGACCAUCGGCUUCGGGACUGGUUGAACAACACCGAAUGGGACCACGCGAAGGAGAACAUCAUUCUGAUACACGGGUACGCCGGCGGUGAUGAUACGCUACCGAUUGCGGUUCUAAGAGACGCAUACAUUAACCACGGCGGGUACAAUGUGUUCCUUGUCGAUUGGGGAGCGCUCUGUCAGCCACCGUGCUACGUCGCGGCUGUAUACAACAUACGUCCGGUGGCGACCUGUCUAGCACAGAGUCUGAUGCAGCUACGAGACCUCGGGCUGCCGGUGGAGAAGACAACCUGCGUGGGGCACUCGCUCGGGGCACACAUCUGCGGUUUAAUGGCGAACUAUCUCAACUUCCGAAUGGAGCGCAUCAUAGCACUCGAUCCUGCGAGACCACUCAUCAAACCGGGCGGCGUUAACAGGCUCGAUCAGGGCGAUGCCAAGUACGUGCAGGUCAUACACACGAAUGCUGGCCAUUACGGUGAGGGCGGUCGUGUAGGACACAUCGAUUUCUGUGUAAACGGUGGCAGACGGCAACCAUACUGCGGGAACAGUACAAACAUAAACCUCUGCAGUCACAUUUGGGCCAUUUGCUAUCUGGCACAAUCCCUCUACGAAGGACACGAACCAAUGGCGGAGCCGUGCAGUCGCCGAUGUCCCUCCAAUGCGGUACUAUCGGGCAUCCGGCAAGGGCGCCGACGGUUCGGUUAUGCGAUGGGUUAUGCCAUACCGAUGGGACUGAAAACACCACCGAACGCCUCCGGCUCGUACUGCAUAAAAGACAAUAAUCCUCCCUUCUGUCCAUCGAAACCCUCGAUGCCUGGAGAUCAGCGGUGUUGCAUAUGA